Molecule: messenger RNA, 1926 nt
Organism: Physeter macrocephalus (sperm whale)
Lineage: Eukaryota; Metazoa; Chordata; Mammalia; Artiodactyla; Physeteridae
Gene: SLC22A11
Product: solute carrier family 22 member 11
Biological process (GO): transmembrane transport
Cellular component (GO): membrane
Molecular function (GO): transmembrane transporter activity
Source: RefSeq, a predicted model, not a curated record
AUGUUGGCCAAGAUCCACAAUGUGAAAGCAGGCGCCAUUGAUGGGAUGAGGACCACAUGGGGAGGACCCCAGGCCACCCUCCGGGGCGCAGACCUGGGGGGCCUCGAGCUCUUGCUGCCCCCUGCGUCUCCCACCACCUGCUUCCCACCACAGGUGCUUCACAGUGGGAAAGGGGAGGCGCCAGGUCUGGCCGCCCCCGCGGGGCCCUGCAGGCUGUGGGGAGCGACAGGCCCCGUCCCUGCGCUGCUUGGCGAAGUGUACACGCCGCCUGCAAAUCCGCCGCCAGCAAACCCGCCGCCGCGUCGCGCGGACGCUGGACCUGCUCCUGGGCGGAGCCAGCGGGCUCGCAACUACCUGGGCGCCCAGGUGCCAGCAUCUCUGACCUUGGUGUUCACUGAGCUCUUGGAGCAGGCUGCGGGUGUGGGCUUCUUCCAGGCCCUGCAGGGCCUCACCUUCUUCCUCCUCUCGGUCUGGGCACCCAUCCAAUUAGUUGUGGAGAACUUUUCAGCUGCUGUCCCAGGCCACCGCUGCCGUGCCCACAUGCUGGACAAUGUCUCUGAGGCCCCCGCAAACCUCACCCCCGAGGCCCUCCUGGCCGUCUCCAUCCCACCGGGCCCCAGCCAGGAGCCCCACCAGUGUCUGCGCUUCCGCCAACCACAGUGGCAGCUCCUGGACCCCAACGCCACGGCCACCAACUGGAGCGAGGCUGCCACGGAGCCGUGCGUGGACGGCUGGGUCUACGACCGCAGCACGUUUACCUCCACCAUCGUGACCGAGGACCUGGUGUGUGACCACCAGGGCCUGAAGCCCCUAGGCCGGUCCAUCUACUUGGCGGGGGCCAUGGCGGGCGCCGCCUGGGGCCUCCUCUCCCACCAGUUUGGGCGGAAGCCAGUUCUGAGCUGGCGCUGCCUGCGUGGCGUGGCCAGCGUCAGCCCCAUCGUUGCCCCCAAUUUCCUUGUCUGAUUUUUGAGCUCUUUGGGAUUGUCUGGCACCAUCCUGACCUCCACGACGCUCAUGGUGGAGUGGACCACGACCCGCACAGGGGCCGUCACCAUGACAAUCCUGAGAUGCACCUACAGCAUCGGCCAGAUGGCCAUGGGCAGCCUGGCCUUUGCCCGGGACCGGCGAGCCCUCCAGCUGGCCUGUUGCACCUGCUUCUUUAACCGGUGGCUGCCAGAAUCCGCCCGAUGGCUGAUUAUGGUGGGCAAAACAGAUUGAGCGCUUCAGGAACUCAAAAAGGUGGCCAAGAUAAUUGGCCACAAGGAAGCCAAAAAGACACUGACUAUAUAGGUACCGAUGUCCAGCAUGGAGGAGGAAGUAGCCUCUGCAAAGUCCCCCCGGUCAGGGCUGGACCUGUUCUGAAUGUUCACGCUCCGCUGGAGAAGCUGCAGACUGUUGGUAGUGAGCUUGUCCCUCACCCUCUCCUACUAUGGGCUAGUCCUCAACCUGCAGAACCUGGGGAACAGCAUCUUCUUCCUCCAGGUCCUCUUUGGAGCCUUGGACUUCCGGGCCCGGGUCACCACCACGGUCCUGCCCAGGUUCUUUGGCCACCACACGACCCUGACCGGCUCCCUGGCCGUGGCUGGCCUCGCCAUCCUGGCCAACACGCUGGUCCCACAAGAUCUGCAGACCCUGCCUGUGAUCUUGGCUGUGCCGGGAAAGGGAUGUUUUGGCAUCAGCUUAACCUGCAUCAUGGUCUACAAGCCGGAACUCUUCCCAACAUCGCUGCGGAUGACAGCAGAAGUCUUCCUGCAUUCAGCAGGUCAGCGGGGGUCUGUAAUGGGCCCCCUGACCAGGAUGACCUUCCCCUGCUGGCUCCCCCUCUACGGUGUCACCCCCAUCAUUUCCAACCUCAUCGUCCUCUUCCUCCUGGAGACCUGGGGACUUCCACUCCCUGACACCAUCCAGGACCUGGAGAGACAGUGA